CUACUGUGGGUGCUUUGGGGCUGAGUAACCAGAUUACAGGUAAGCCUGUAGAGGCAUCAAACAAGGUAAUCUGGCAGUGACAGAGUUUCUCUCAACAUGAAUCGAUCAUUGUUCGCUUUCUGUUGUGUUCUGUUGAUGUUUGUGUUGGGUGUGCUCUACAGCAUAUCUUCCAGGACAGUCAUCACCCUACCCGAUAACAUGUUCCCUCCGAUACUGCGACUGAAAUGGCAUUAUGAGGAGACGGAGGCCCCAUCCUUACAACCCAGGACUACAUCCCUUCAGGAACACCCCUCAGUGAUCUUCGUGGAAUCCACAGACACUCUCACCCCACAGCCCCUAGUCAUCUGCGCUGUGGAAUCGAGCGCCCGAAUUUACCACAACUGGUCUGUCACUUUCUUUUUAAGGGGUCUCAAAAACCGGACCUGCUUGCAAAAUAAGAGGGAGUGUCCCGGUCUAAGUCUCCUUGCUGAUCUACCAAAUGUGCACAUUUUACCUUUAGACCCAAAGGUGGUCCUGGAAGGUACUCCGUUUAUGACUUGGUUUGAUGAGGACAAACUACGUAAAGAGACCCACUGGAUUCGAAUCACUUCAGAUGCCUACAGACUUGCAAUUAUGUGGAAUAGCGGUGGUUUAUAUUUUGACACUGAUGUUAUUACCAUUAAGCAAGUACCUAUUGAAAAUAUUGUAGUUAGCGAGUCGAACGAGUAUGUCAGUAGUGGAGUAUUUGGAUUUCAUAAGCACCAUCCAUUUGUUAUGGAAUGUAUGAAAGAUUUUGUUCAAAACUACAAUGGUGCCAUUUGGGGGCAGCAAGGCCCUCUGCUUCUGACACGAGUGAUAAAGAGGGCAUGUGCUCUUCCUCAGUUCAGCAAAUUGCAAGAUUUUUCAUGUGAUGCCAAAAACCUGACAUUCAUGCACCCAACCCGUUUUUACCCUAUUGACUGCUCACAGUGGGAAAAAUAUUUUCAAGUCUGGGAGAAAAUCCCAGAUUUCUCAGAUUCUUAUGGUCUACAUUUAUGGAAUUACAUGAACAGAAACCAAAUAAAGAAAAUGAUUGUUCCAGGAAGCAACACCUUGGUGGAAAAUCUGUUUAUAAAGUACUGUCCAAGCACUUAUGAUGUCCUUAUAAAAAAUGGGAAAUAAUAACAGUGUGCUUAUUUAUAAGUAAAGUAAGUAUUCCACUGAAGAACAAAUAAUUAAAUGUUAAUCACCUGCUAAUCACACCUAUGUCUCUACUACAAACAGUAACCUGUAAAUGAUUCAUAUCCCAGUCCCACGCUUACACUUACCACAGGUGUCAGAACCUGUCAAAGAUUUGGGAUGCAUCGUUAGGUUUAAAAAGGCCCUUGUGGUCAUUAGCCUACUAAACACAUAUGAACCUAUGAACACCUAAAUAUAGAGUAUUUAAAACAAAACUUAAACAAGAAUGCAGUUCACAUACAACUACAUACAACUAAUUUUUAUUUAUGUAACAACAACAACAAGCAUUUAACAGUAGUAAAAGCCGAAAGACACAACAACAGUUUCUGUGCAUGUCUCUGUUUCACACCAAAAAUAUUUUAGAGCUAUAUACUCAAUAAAUUAUAUUGCAGAAGCAUUGUCAAACCCAUGGGCACAGUCAGUUGUAUAAAUAGGAAGUUAUACAUUAGACACAAAGACAAAGGAAACACUCAAGAGAUAGAUAUAAUGGUAAUCAGCAACCACAAAAGUGCAAACCACUGGCUUCUGACAUGAAUACUACGUGCCAACAACACUCAAGGAACAUGUGUAAGCUAAGCAUAUAUGAUUGCAGCUGCUUGUAGUACAUACAGUACUCAACCAGCAUCCCAAGCUAAGAAGUGUACUGAUAUGGAACUGCAAGCUCAUGAUUUACUGUACAUUAUUCUCUGUUGCAGCCUGGACAUUAGUAAGUAAAUUUGUCACACUGUGGUACCACUAUAAUGUGUGGAAAUGUGUAUGAGAGCAACAGUUAUACUGUCCCAUAAUGCAUCAUAAUUAUAUAAACCAAUCAGAACAGCUUAUUAGAAUGAAAAGGCAAUAUACAAAAAAAAAAAUCUAAAAGGUUUAGGAUUUUUGGAUGGAAGUGUUUGUAUAAUUAUGUUUUAAAUCUCAAGUACUUCAAAGAAUUUUUUUUCCCACAGGCAGACAGUCAAGUAUGAUAGGAAAGAGAAAGGUACUUGGCAACAUGUUUAUGGAAAUUCAAUGUGUUAGUAGAUUUUAGAAAUUCCCUGCACAGUACUUUUGUCAGAAAUUAUUCUAGCAAAGGAAAUGUUUCUUUUGAAACCGUGUCUAGAAACUGAAUUGCCUAGACGUAAUAACACUCUGCUCAGUUCAAUGCUAUUGGUUAUUACUUGAAAAUGGAAAUCAAAAACUAAACUAAUUGCAACAAAAUUAUUGAAUGUUGUGAAGGAGGUAAGAGAAUUGGAAGUGGGAUCUUUAGAAAAGUAGAGGUGCAAACUACAGAGAAAUUAAAGAAAUAUGUGGGAAGACUACAUACAGAAUGAUGUUCCCGAGGAAGAGGAAUGACAUUUCAGGACAGACCUUAGUAAUGUUUGUAAUGUUAAAGUGAAUAAUAAUUGUUGCUAUAUAUGCAGAAUGCAUGAAAAGGAAAAGAGUGGUUUGCUUUCUCUUUUUAAUUGAAUGUGUACCCCUGUUACUAUGUAAUAUGUCAUGUUAAUAAAAGGGUUAAAAAUUAUAUGACAGUCCCAUAGAACAGGGUGCCCACUGGUGAGGGUCUUCUAUAAGUCAAUGGCUAGACCUCCAGCAGCUGAAUAAUAUGGACAAUCUGCCGGCAACAAGGAAUGUGUUUGCACAUUCAAAGACCUCAGUCUUAAUAUUGACAUCAUGUAUAUAUUGCAUACAUGCUUGUUGUGACAGCACUGAACACAAGAGGUAUACUCCAUUGAUUCAUAGGUGCAUGGGUAAUUACUAUGCUAAUAAUGCUUGGGGGGGGGGUAAGUCUAGCCAUGCUUUUCAGAUGUGAGAAUCAAACCCUGUAUCUUGUGUCCAUUAACUAAACCCCUUAACCAUUAUAUCAACUCCCCAUCCCCUAGGUAAGUCAUAGUUCCUUCCUUCUUUUUUCUGGUUCAGUGGUUAAUCAAACAUUAUUUGGUGUCUGAAUAAGUUUCUAUUAGCGAUGUCACUAGAUGCACUAAAAUCUUAACAGUGUGUGUUUCAUAUCACAUUUAAGUUGAGAUGAGAAUGGUUCUUAAGAUGAUAUAUAUCAUGAAACAAGAAAUAAAUAUAUAAGGCUUUUCUUUUCCCUAAGAGUCACUGUGUAGAAUAUGCAAUUUAUGAAGCAAUAUUUGUAAAAUAAUGAUGUAGAUCACUGUGAUAACUGUUAUACUGAUUGUUUUUGUUUUAAUAAAGAGAAAUAAACAAAAAAAAA
Protopterus annectens (West African lungfish) is the source of this 3385-nucleotide messenger RNA. Its product is annotated as alpha-1,4-N-acetylglucosaminyltransferase-like. The transcript has 2 exons. Gene Ontology annotation, molecular function: acetylglucosaminyltransferase activity. Bases 97 to 1140 code for a protein of 347 amino acids. Gene Ontology annotation, biological process: protein O-linked glycosylation. The record is from RefSeq and is a predicted model, not a curated record. Lineage: Eukaryota; Metazoa; Chordata; Ceratodontiformes; Protopteridae.